UUUUUUUUUAUCUUUGAUAUAACCUAAUGAACAGAUUCGUUUCAAGAUACUCCUCUUCGCCUUUGACGUUGCCUAAAGAAGAAAGCUUUGGUCAACUCUGUGGUCAAUGGGAUGCUGCUCAAGACUUGGCUUUCCCUGCUUUUGAUAUUCCUGCUAUCCAUAACCCUGUCGAUUUCUUAAAAAGUGUCACUGAUGAAUCCUCACCUGAAUACAAAAUCAAGAUUCAACAUGGUACUACUACACUUGCUUUUCAAUUCCAAGGAGGUGUUGUUGUCGCUGUUGAUUCAAGAGCCACCAUGGGCAACUAUAUUGGUUCUCAGACAGUAAAGAAAGUAAUUGAAAUCAAUCCUUAUUUAUUGGGUACAAUGGCUGGUGGUGCAGCUGAUUGUUCUUACUGGGAACGUGAAUUGGGAAGACGUUGUCGUCUACAUGAAUUGAGGAAUAAGGAACGUAUUUCAGUGGCUGCUGCAUCCAAGUUAUUAGCUAAUAUGGUCUAUUCCUACAAGGGCAUGGGAUUAUCUAUGGGUACUAUGGUCACAGGUUGGGAUAAAUCAGGUCCAAAUCUCUUUUAUGUUGAUUCAGAUGGUACAAGAUUAAAGGGUGAUAUUUUCUCUGUCGGUUCUGGUUCAACAUUUGCUUAUGGUGUUCUUGAUACUGGUUAUGAUUUUGAUUUGUCUGUCAAGGAUGCUCUUGAACUCGGUAGAAGAUCCAUUUACCAUGCUACACAUCGUGAUGCCAUGUCUGGUGGUUCAGUUAAUUUGUAUCAUGUUACUGAAGAAGGUUGGACAUACCAUGGCAAUCAUGAUGUUGGUCAACUUCAUUGGGAUUACCAAGAUGGUAUUGUUAAAGACAUUGUUUAAAUAAUAAUAAAAAACUCUCUUUAUAUAUA
Molecule: messenger RNA, 889 nt
Organism: Gilbertella persicaria
Lineage: Eukaryota; Fungi; Mucoromycota; Mucoromycetes; Mucorales; Choanephoraceae
Product: proteasome component PRE2
Exons: 5
Coding region: 27-860 (277 amino acids)
Cellular component (GO): proteasome core complex
Molecular function (GO): threonine-type endopeptidase activity
Source: RefSeq, a predicted model, not a curated record